Messenger RNA from Puccinia graminis f. sp. tritici CRL 75-36-700-3, 1677 nucleotides. RefSeq lists its product as uncharacterized. The record is from RefSeq and is a predicted model, not a curated record. The transcript is spliced from 3 exons. NCBI's taxonomy places the organism in Eukaryota, Fungi, Basidiomycota, Pucciniomycetes, Pucciniales, Pucciniaceae. Bases 1 to 1677 code for a protein of 558 amino acids.
AUGGAAGGAAACAUUCAAAGUAUCGUCCAGGCUGCCGUCGAAGCUGCUAUGGCUCAGCAAAAUCAAGUCAUCCAACGACUUCAGGCAGAAAAUGAAAGGCUUUCUCAACUAACACGAGGAGUCAGCAGUCUGAAUGUUACUGGUGGCAUCAAGAAAACCCCUAAUACGAAACAGCCCCAAGCAGCCAGUCUUACGGGAAAUUCUGGUGUAACAGCCAAGACUCCAGUGAAAAAAAUCACUCAAGCUUCUACGCCUCAGAGUGCAACACCAAAUAGGAGUAACCCGAACCGUAUGAUGAUGACAGAUGUUCCAGAGAGCUUUCUCAAGACUCGAGACUGCAUGUAUACCCACAUCCGAAUCUUGUGGGGGCUACUGGAAGAGAAUGCCAUUCCACAAGCUCCAGACAUGAAUACCUUGCAAGAAUUCCACCGUCGCUUUUCAGAAAUCAAUCAAAUUAAGGAUGCCGCCGAAAAUACGAACUCCCCGAAGCUGAUUUCAGAGGGCGAAAUCACCACCCUGCGCACUAUGAAGAGCGGACAGAAGAUAAUAUCUAAAAAAAUUGUACACGUCGAGGAAUUUUUUUUCCUCUAUACACGUGCAACUCUAGCCCGACUUGGUAUCCGAACUUGGGCUCCUGAUCUGGAAGAUUCACCGGAUUCUCUAUACAAUGAGGCAUGUCGUGUAGCUGCCAUCAAGAGCUUCCGCCAAGUUGCAAGCAAUGGAGCUUAUAAGUUUAUGAACUGCAACAUUCAAUACGUCAAUGACAUUGAUAUCCUUAUUCAAGCUUACAAUCAUUAUGUAUUCUUUGUUUCGAAGAACAAAUACAACCGAGAGAAAAACAAUCCAGGUGGCCUAAGACAGGAAGCUGAGAGGAAAAAAAUCUCUCAUGCCAGAGGACGUCUUCAAUGUAUCCGUGAAGACUUUGCUAGAGCUCAUAAUUUACCCAAUCGAUACAAAAGAAUUAUCGAAAGCUUGGACGCCCACAGCGAUGAUGAAUACAACGACCAGCACAAAUGCUACAUAAUAAAAAGUGUGGCAUUUCGAUCAGAUAAUGCAAAUAAGUUUUUCCGUCGACUGGAUGAUGAAAUAGCCAAAGAACGUGAAGGCCCACGUGAUCAACGGCGCAUCCGACGGGUUCCGGACACGCCUCAGCCAUCCAUAUUCUCAAAAAUCCCCAAGGGACUACCUUUAGAUUUUUACGAUCCUGAGUGGUUUAACAACCAGCUACCUGCUUGCAAGCGCAAAGCAGCUGACAUCUGGUCUGUAGCAUUUCUCCCCAACGCCGAGAAAUCACUACUUGGGAAGGCAGACCCUUCCGAACGCUUAACAGACAAAAAAUUCAACAGCAAAUUCCUGCAAGAGUUCCAGAAACCCUAUGACCUCUCACAUGAGAUAAACGACAACGACGAUGAUGAGGAUGAAACAGAUAUUGAUGAAGAUGAUAAUAGUCAUGAUGGCGAGGUAGUUCUCUUGGGUGGCUCAGAAGAUCAGUUAAAUGAAAAUGAUCCACGAUCUGAAAAUAUGGAAGUGGUCAAUGGCAACACCAAUGAACAAGUCAACGAUCAAGAAGGUGGUUUCGAUGAACGAUAUGAGGAUUUGGUGGAUGAAGAAAGAGAGGAUGAAGCACGUGAUCAACGCUUCCAGUCUCAUAUGAUGAUUGAUGAUUCCGGCUGGUGA